GUCAGUGGAAGAGAGGCUUGGUUGGAAAGUGGGAAAAGUGGAAUACUGUACUAGGCAGGGCGAGCAACUGGGAGACAAUAGCGAGUAGAGCGAGGAUAGUCGCUGUUCCAAGACAGAGCUGUGCUUUCUUAAGCGAAUUGUGAUGGCACAUACAGUCGUGGGAAGUUUCAAUAAUGUCUCUGUCGAUUAAAGCAGCACGGGUGGAGAGUGCGUCUUCUCGGUGUGCGUCUGCACCUUGUGUAUGAUAGCUUGAGCCAAAGGUCAGACAAUUUUUUGGCAACCGGGCAGUUAAAAAUGCCACGUUCAGCCGAUUUACUGCGGUGCGCAAGCAGACCGCGUUGCCGGGCGAUGCCUGCGCGAGGGGAAUCGUGGUUCAACUGAGGGAAUCUGGACGACUGAAGAUGGUUUUGUGCGAACCAUGGCUAAUGGAACUGGCACAAUCAUGUUGAAAUGCGUUGUUGUUGGAGACGGCGCCGUGGGCAAAACUUGCCUGUUGAUGAGCUACGCCAACGACGCUUUUCCAGAGGAAUAUGUGCCAACUGUCUUUGACCAUUACGCAGUGAGUGUGAAUGUCGGGGGCAGACAGUACCUGUUGGGACUCUACGAUACCGCAGGGCAGGAAGACUAUGACCGCCUGAGGCCUUUAUCUUACCCGAUGACCGACGUCUUCCUCAUCUGCUUCUCGGUGGUCAACCCGGCCAGCUUCCACAAUGUGCGGGAGGAGUGGGUCCCCGAGCUUCGGGAGUACGCGCCUGGCGUUCCCUUCCUGCUCAUCGGAACCCAGAUCGACCUGCGGGAUGACCCCAAGACCAUUGCCAAGCUGAACGAUGUCAAAGAGAAGCCUGUUGUCACAGAGCAGGGGCAGAAGUUGGCCAAAGAGAUCGGUGCCUGUUGCUACGUGGAGUGCUCGGCGCUAACACAGAAGGGGCUGAAGACGGUUUUUGACGAGGCGAUCAUCGCUAUCCUCGCUCCGAAGAAGAGCAUCAUUAAGAGACGCCUGGGCACACGUUGCAUCAGCUGCUGCCUGAUCACGUGACCGGUUGUUACACUGUUGCCUGAACACGUGACCCCAUUGCCUCGCUGCUGCCCGACGGUGUGACCCACUGCUAAGCUUCUGACUGUCUGAUCACGUGACUUGUAGCUGCUCAGCUAUCUGAAUGUGUGGCCCUCUGCUAUGCCGCUGUCUGGUCAUGUGGUGCGUUGCUAUGCCGCUGUCUGGUCACGUGACCUGUUGCUGUGCUGAGGCUUGAUCACGUGACCCCUGCUUUCUGUUCACGUGAGAGAGGGAGGAGCUGUAGGAACUGUCUGUAUGCUGUGGACCUGAUCCCAAAGCCAGAUUCUGGUUCUCACUCAGCUGUGGGUCCAGAGGGUAGAAAAUGGGGGGCUCAGUGGGAGAGGGGGGCUUUAUUACAAGGGAAAAUAUCCCCAUUCGCUCAGCAGCACAGUCUCCCAGCACCAAUGUUCUUAAGACUUUUUAAUGUUCCUCAGAAUGGACAUUCCAACAUUUUUUAAUGACGUUGAAAGAUGUGCUUUAUACAAAAUUUAUAUAACGAAAAAAAACUUACCCCAAUAUCGAACAUUGGACAAGAGGUCAGAUGAAAAAAGAUUUUGUCGGAUGUUGGUCCCUCCAAAUUUUUAGUUCACGUAAUGAUUUUGCUGGUCCCAGGCCAGAUAAGUGCAUCUCAGGUGCAUAGAGCUCCUUUUUGUUAUUCGUGAGCUGCUUUUGAUGGCAGUGGUUCCAGUUGGGGUGAAUGAAGAAGCAUGCCAGGGCCUUUUUUAAAAACAUGUUUCUUUUUUCUUCAGAGAAGCACACAUUGGAAAAUUAAAGAAGUUUUACAAUAAUGUUGGUGGAAUGUUUCGUAGCACUAUAUAGAAGAAGCAAACACACCCAUAAGCACAGAAAAAAUGGAAAACUGUGUUCAAUAAUGAGCCAGACUGGUUCCAGUUCUACAGAAACUAAGAAUAAGGUUGGAUGUUAUUCAAAAUAAUCUUCUGAAAACUUUUAUUUGACAUAUAUUAUUUUAUUUGACAUACAUAUAUAUUUCUGAAUCAUAGAAUCACAUAAUUUUUAGAAGAUUAUUUCACAGUGCAUCAAAUCUUUUCUUAGUCAUUGAUGGACAAGCACCUAAAGAGGAAAAUAUUCACACAGUUUGUGUAUGAGCCCAAGAUAUGUUUUACAAAUGAUUUCCAGCCCUACAGAGGCUAGAUCCCCGACUAGAGG
Molecule: messenger RNA, 2221 nt
Organism: Anguilla rostrata (American eel)
Lineage: Eukaryota; Metazoa; Chordata; Actinopteri; Anguilliformes; Anguillidae
Product: rho-related GTP-binding protein RhoQ-like
Exons: 5
Coding region: 419-1036 (205 amino acids)
Biological process (GO): cortical actin cytoskeleton organization; establishment or maintenance of cell polarity; small GTPase-mediated signal transduction
Molecular function (GO): protein kinase binding; GTPase activity; GTP binding
Source: RefSeq, a predicted model, not a curated record